CAUUAAAUGGCUCAAAAUAAUACAUUUCCAAAGAAAAAUGAAAACAUUCUUCAUAGUCAAGAGUUUAAAUUAAAGUUUAGUGAAAGCGUUGGAAUAGAUUGGAGAACUCUUGGUCGUUGGUUAAAUAUUGAAGACAGUUAUUUAGACAUGAUUAAUCAAGAUAAUCCAAGAACUGAUGCAAAAGCAUAUUCAAUGUUAACUAAAUGGAUCCAAAUAAAUGAAAAUCCAACGCUUGAGAAGUUAAAAGCUGCAGUAAGGAACAUGAAGAGAAUGGAUUUAAUAAAAAAAAUAGACCAAUUUACAAACUUUUCAAAUUCACCAGAAAUUGCCAGUAGACUUUGUGUCAAGAAAGAUAUAUCAGAGAUAUGUAUAGCAUUGAAAAGUUAUUAUCUUAUAAAUUAUGAGAAAAUAACCGAAAUUCAACCACUAUUAAAAGCACUUGCAAAUGUUGAUUUAGUACAUAAAUUUGUUGAUCUAUGUAUUGUUGAUGCUGUAAAUACUCAAAUUGAUGUUGCUAGUAGUUUUGAACGAGAGAAAUUUCUUGAAAAGCAAAUGAGUUAUACACCAAUUCCAUAUAAUGAAAUAUUUACGAAAGAAAAAUCUGUAAUAUUAAUAUCUGGAAUAGCUGGUAUCGGGAAAACAUGGUUGCUAAGAAAAUGUUUGCUCGAUUGGUCAAAUGAUUUAAUUUGGAAAAAUGUUGAACUUGUAUUUUAUUUGGAAUGCAGGAAACUUAAUCAACUUCAAAAUAUUUCUAAUAUUAAUGAAUUACUGAAUGUUUUCUACAGUGAUGUUAUAAAUGGUGUUGAUAUCAGUAAUCAUAAUGCACUGUUUAUAAUUGAUGGAUUAGAUGAAUUUAAAUAUUUAAAUGAAUUAAUACAUAAGGAUUCAAGUUGUAAUCAUCUGAUUGUUAAUGCUUUCACAGAAAUUCAAAAACACAAAUACAUAGUUGCUGGUAGAGUUUAUGCAAUUGAUCAAUACCAAAGUAUAUGUACAGAGCACAGUGAUAAGUUAAACAUUCAAAUUAUGGUAUUUAAUGAAAAUGGAAUAAAUAAUUAUGUAGAAAAUCAUGUUAUGGAAGAAAAAAAGGAAGUUCUCAGAGCAACUUUAAAAGAAUCUACAAUUGCAAAAGCUAUGGCAUCUGUUCCAUUUUAUUUAUCUUUUAUGUGUAAAAUUAUAAGUGAUUUAAAUAAAAAAUAUACCACUUCAUUUUUAACCAUGACAGAUCUGUAUGCAAAUAUUUUUUUAUACUUUUUGUACAAACACAUCAUUAAAAACAAUGGAUUGGUUUAUCAAAUGAUGGAAAAUGAAAAUAAUAAAAAAUAUGUUUUAAACAUUUGUAGGAUUGCUUUUGAAUUGUUUAUUGAAAAUAAAAUUAUUUUUUCGAAAGAGGAAGUUUUACUUUUUAUCAAUGACUUUAAUGAAGUUGAGGAAAGUUUUUUUGGUUUUAUUGAAAGGGUUGAAACACAUCUAGGUUAUCAUUACCAGUUUGCACAUUUGACAAUAAUGGAAUUUUGUGCAUCUGUGUAUGCAUAUAGUUGUUUAAGCAGUAAAGAGAUUAUGGACAACAUAUUUAUAAGGCCAAAGCUAAAGAGUUGUUUAUCAAUGAUUUGUGGAUUAACUAAUAAAAGUCAAAAUAGUCUAUUGAAGUUUCUUGUUAACCUGAAUCCUUUGAAAAAAUCUAAUGAAAAAUCUCUACUAUUGUCAAUUUUAGAGCGUCUACUUAAAAGUGACGAUAAUUUAUUCUAUGAAUGUUUUUAUGAAAGUCAAUCAUCAUUUACUGAUGAAAUAACACUAAUAAUCGAUAAACGAGAUAAGUGGGAGAUUUCAAUUACCGAUAGAAAAACUUCUUACGAAACUUCUUGUGAAAAUUACUUCGUAAAUCAUUACAUUAAAUCUGGAAGAAAGAUUAUGUCGCUAAGUGUUUUUAAAAAUAUUUUAAGUGAUGAAGAAAAACAUCUUUUCAUUCAAUGUUCAACUAAUGUUCGCUUUGUCUACCUUUAUGAACCAAUUAAAUUUGAAGGAUGGAAGCCGAAAGAUAAGAUAGAAAGGUUGUCGAUAUAUAUCUCACGUCAUUUUAUAACGAAAAAAGAUUUUGAAGAAAACUUUCUUUCGUGGAUUAAUCUUUGUGAAAUAUUAGAAAUUUCACUUCACGACGACACUGAUUUUAUUGAACAUAUUUAUGAAUGGAUUCGUUGUUCGAAUAUCAAAAAGUUGUGGAUUUUGUACCGUGGAAAACAUUUUUAUAACCGUAAGAAACUAAAAAACUUUAUAAGACCGAAAAAAUGUUUAAUAUUUUAAAAAUAUAUAAUAAAAACAGUACUCAUAAAAUAAUGAAUGAAGUAUUUAAUGUGUCAUUUUGUAAUUAAGUAUUAUAUUACUGUAUAAUUUUAUAUAAAAACUUUUUUUAAAUAUUAUUAUUAUUAAUACUAUU
Molecule: messenger RNA, 2431 nt
Organism: Hydra vulgaris (swiftwater hydra)
Lineage: Eukaryota; Metazoa; Cnidaria; Hydrozoa; Anthoathecata; Hydridae
Product: NACHT, LRR and PYD domains-containing protein 3
Biological process (GO): signal transduction
Cellular component (GO): cytoplasm
Molecular function (GO): protein binding
Source: RefSeq, a predicted model, not a curated record